Molecule: messenger RNA, 3561 nt
Organism: Scomber japonicus (chub mackerel)
Lineage: Eukaryota; Metazoa; Chordata; Actinopteri; Scombriformes; Scombridae
Product: integrin alpha-2-like
Exons: 30
Coding region: 1-3561 (1186 amino acids)
Biological process (GO): integrin-mediated signaling pathway; cell-matrix adhesion; cell-cell adhesion
Cellular component (GO): external side of plasma membrane; integrin complex
Molecular function (GO): integrin binding
Source: RefSeq, a predicted model, not a curated record
AUGGAGUGCUUCUGGAGGAAUACCUUGUUGUUCACUAUUAUCGUCAUUUGUGACAGAAUCUGCUACUCUCAGUCUUUCAACGUUGGAACUGCAGGAACCAAGAUUUUCAGCGGACCAGCAGCAGAGGAGUUUGGCUAUACAGUCCAACAAACAACGAACCAUGAAGGCCAAUGGCUCCUGGUUGGUGCUCCAUGGAGUGGUUUCAGUCGAAACAGGAAGGGGGAUGUUUACAAGUGUCCAGUCUCAGGGUCCAGAAACAGCUGUGACAAGCUCAACCUACAAGAUUCUGUCAGUAUUCCAGAUGUCAAAAACAUACUUAACAACAUGUCACUGGGGUUGACUCUUACUCGGGGGCGUACAGUAGAUGAUUUGAUGAUGUGUGGUCCUCUGUGGGGACAGCUUUGUGGCACUCAGGACUUCUAUCCAGGAAUAUGUGCAAGAUUAAAUCCCCUAUUUCAACCUCAACCUGCCUUCUCUCCUGCUCUCCAGACAUGUGGAGGACCCAUGGACAUUGUGAUUGUUUUGGAUGGCUCCAACAGUAUUUAUCCUUGGGAUCCAAUGAAUGCAUUUCUCCAGAAACUAAUACCUACACUUGACAUCGGGCCCAAAACCACCCAGGUUAGCGUCAUUCAAUAUGGAGUUGAUAACAAGCUUGAAUUCAAACUGAACCAGUAUGAAACCAAAGAUCAAGUGCUUGUUGCAGUGUCCAGAAUCUCACAAAAGUAUGGUACUUCUACCAAUACAUUCGGUGCGAUUAGAUAUGCCAGUCAGUUGGGUUUUGAUCCGAGUAACGGAGGCCGACCGGGCGCUGCCAAGGUGAUGGUUGUCGUCACUGAUGGCGAGUCUCAUGAUGUGUCCCUUAGAGAUGCAGUCCUUGCAGAAUGUGAGCGAAAAGGCAUCACCCGCUUUGGUAUUGCUGUGCUGGGUUAUUACAUCAGAACCAACAAAGACACAAGUAACCUCAUUGAAGAAAUAAAAUCCAUUGCCAGUUCACCCAUAGAAAAGUACUUCUUCAAUGUGUCUGAAGAAGCAGCUCUCUCCACCAUUGCAGGAACUCUGGGGAGCCGCAUCUUCAACAUAGAGGGCACUGGAAAAGGAGGUGACAACUUCAAGAUGGAGAUGUCCCAGGUGGGGUUCAGCGCUCACUACUCCAGCAAACAGGAUGUGAUUAUGCUGGGAGCAGUGGGAGCUUAUGGUUGGAGUGGGACCGUCGUCCAUCAAACUGGGUCAAAAUUUGACAUUUUUCCUUCCUCUGCCUUUGAGGGAAUUCUUCAAGACAGAAACCACAGCUCAUUACUGGGUUACUCCGUCAGCACGCUGAGUGAUGGAUCUACUGAAUACUUUGUGGCUGGUGCACCUCGUUCCAACCACUCUGGUCAAGUUAUUGUCUACACCAUCAACGCCCAGAAGCAAGCCUCUAUCAUAGAUUCAGAAAGAGGGAAACAGAUUGGGUCAUACUUUGGAAGCGUUCUGUGCUCUCUGGAUGUGGACAAAGACAGAGUGACGGACAUUCUGCUGGUCGGUGCACCCAUGUUUAUGAGCGAGCUGAAGAGAGAACAAGGCCGGGUCUACCUCUUUUCUGUCACCAAGGGUAUACUGAAUGAACAGGGAUUCCUCAAUGGUCCGGCUCCAACUGAGAAUGCACGUUUUGGAAUGUCCGUUUCUGCCGCUCCUGACCUGGAUCUUGAUGGUUACAAUGAUGUUGUUGUUGGCGCACCACUAGAGGAGAAAGGGAAAGGCGUCAUCUAUAUCUACAAUGGGAGGGAGAAGACAAUAAACAAAGAGUUCUCACAGAGAAUAUUUGGCUCCAAACUUGAUCCUCAAAUAAAGUAUUUUGGAAGGUCCCUUGAUAGCUACAAAGAUCUGAAUGGUGAUACACUCCCUGACAUCUCAGUUGGUGCCUAUGGUAAAGUGGUCCAGCUCUGGUCCCGUGGUGUGGCAUCAGUUUCAGCUACAGCUUCUUUCAACCCUGAUAAAAUCAACAUUUUCAGCAAACCCUGUAACAUUGGCGGACGCCAGCUUUCAUGUUUCAUCACCAAACUCUGUUUUGAUGCAACGUUCAAGCCCAAGAACCCUGUUGGACCCAUUGAUAUAUCCUACACUUUGACUCUGGAUGCUGACUUGCAGUCCUCUCGUGUUACCUCAAGAGGAAUGUUCACAAAAAACAAUGAACGCUUACUUACAGAAAAUGCAAAAAUAUCAUCUACACCCCUCUGUCAAGAAUACCAAGUUUAUGUUCAGGAGACGCCAGAUUUUGUCAAUUCCCUCAGUCUGAAAGUAGAAAUCCAGCAACAGAAUGAAAACGCGAAUCCUGUCCUCGAUAUUUCCUCUCCGAGUGCCUGGCAGUUCUUUAACCCGUUCACAAAAGACUGCGGCUCUGAUGACGUGUGCGUUAGUGAUCUUGUGCUGAGUGUGAAGACAGACACAAAGGCGUCCAGCUCGGCACCCGUUCUAGUGAGUGACAGUAACCGAGAACUGUCAUUUCAAGUCACUGUGAAGAACAAAAAGGAGAACGCCUAUAACACUCAGGUCUUGGUCACAUACUCCAACAACCUCUACUACUCCUCCGUCAUUCCACCUACGGAUGGAGUAAAAUGCACUUCAACUGAAGCACAAAUUGUCACUUGCCAAGUGGGAUACCCAGCAUUAAAAACAAACGAAGAGAUGAAAUUUCAGAUCAACUUCGAUUACAACCAGGAGGUGUUGCUUAAACAAGCCAAGGUGAAAUUUGAGGCUAAAAGUGAUGGUAAGGAGGAGAGACCUGCAGACAACACUGUGGAAAUAUCGAUUCCUGUUCAAUAUGAUGCAGGGAUCAGUUUAUUGAGGCACUCAAAUAUUAAUUUCUACGUGGCAGAUUCUACUGCUCCGGUGAUAACAACAGUGAAAAGUUUAGAUGACAUCGGCCCAGAGUUUAACUUUACAGUCAAGGUUUCAACAGGCACCUUCCCUGUCAACCUCCUGUACAUGACCAUAGCUCUGCCAAUGAAAACCAAUGGAGGAAAUCAGCUCCUCUAUGUUACCAAAGUGGAAACACAAGCAGGAGGUUCAGUCAGCUGUGACUCCAGCAGCCUGGUUGACCAGCUGAAGAUUGGUGUGAAGAGCCACCAAGUCUCCUUCUCUGAGGAAAGUUUCAGAGGCAUGGAGAAACUGGACUGCAAGAAUGCAAAAUGUGAGUAUAUAAAAUGCAUCAUCAAAGACACUGAAGCAAAGAGCGACUACUAUGUGAAAGUUAAGACUAGGAUCUGGAGUGGAACCUUUAUUACGGCUACUUAUCAGACUACCGAGCUGACCUGCAGUGUUGAUGUUGAGACCUCCAACCCCGAUUUGCUCAUCAUCGGCCACAAACAGUUGCCAGUGGUGGUGACAGUCAGUAAACCUGGAGAGAAAGGUGACGUUCCAGUGGGAGUGAUCGUCGGCAGUGUCAUAGCAGGUCUGGUGCUGUUGGCUCUGGCUGUUGGACUGCUGUGGAAGUUUGGAUUCUUCAAAAGAAAGUACCAGCAGCUUCAGAAAGAAGAUGAUGACGACAUGCAGAGCCAUCCUCACGAAAAUGAAGUGCUGUGA